GUCGCCGGAGAAGCAUCAUGCCGAGGAGGAAGCAGCAGGCGCCCCGGCGCGCAGCAGCCUAUGUUUCGGAUGAACUCAAGGCAGCCGCCCUGGUAGAUGAAGAUACGGGGCCGGAAGAGCAGCCUGCAGAUGGAGAGCCAGCGGCCAAGUACCUGUGUCCCGACAAGGAGCUUGGCAAGACGUGCCCCAGCUACCAAAACUCCCCAGCGGCGGAGUUUUCCAGCCAUGAAAUGGACAGCGAGUCACACAUCAGCGAGACCAGCGACCGAAUGGCUGACUUUGAGAGCGGGUCCAUUAAGAAUGAAGAGGAGACCAAGGAGGUGCCAGUACCGCUGGAGGACACGACUGUGUCCGACAGCCUGGAGCAGAUGAAGGCCGUGUACAACAACUUCCUGUCCAACUCCUACUGGUCCAACCUCAACCUCAACCUGCACCAGCCCUCCUCGGAGAACAACGGCAGCAGCAGUAGCAGCAGCAGUAGCAGUAGCAGCUGUGGCAGCGGCAGCUUCGACUGGCACCAGAGCGCCAUGGCCAAGACCCUGCAGCAGGUGUCACAGAGCCGCAUGCUGCCCGAGCCCAGCCUCUUCAGCACAGUGCAGCUGUACCGGCAGAGCAGCAAACUCUACGGCUCCAUCUUCACCGGCGCCAGCAAGUUCCGCUGCAAAGACUGCAGCGCCGCCUACGACACGCUGGUGGAGCUGACGGUGCACAUGAAUGAGACGGGCCACUACCGCGAUGACAACCACGAAACCGACAAUAACAACCCCAGGCGCUGGUCCAAGCCCCGCAAGCGCUCCUUGCUGGAGAUGGAAGGCAAGGAAGAUGCCCAGAAAGUGUUGAAGUGCAUGUACUGUGGCCAUUCCUUCGAGUCCCUGCAAGACCUGAGCGUCCACAUGAUCAAAACAAAACACUACCAAAAAGUGCCUCUGAAGGAGCCUGUCACUCCCGUCACAGCCAAAAUCAUCCCCGCCCGGAAGAAGGCUCCGCUUGAGCUCGAGCUGCCCAGUUCCCCGGACUCCACGGGUGGCACCCCCAAAGCCCCUGCGGCGGCCGAUGCCAACGAUGCGCUUCAGAAGAACUCCAACCCUUACAUCACGCCAAAUAACCGCUACGGCCACCAGAACGGGGCCAGCUACGCGUGGCACUUCGAGGCGCGGAAGUCGCAGAUCCUCAAGUGCAUGGAGUGUGGCAGCUCCCACGACACGCUGCAGGAGCUCACGGCGCACAUGAUGGUCACCGGCCACUUCAUCAAGGUCACCAACUCAGCCAUGAAGAAGGGGAAGCCCAUCAUGGAGACGCCUGUCACACCCUCCGUCGCCACCCUGCUGGAUGAGAAGGUGCAGUCCGUGCCCCUGGCGGCCACCACGUUCACAUCACCCUCCAACACCCCCGCCAGCAUCUCGCCCAAGCUGAAUGUGGUGGAGGUCAAGAAGGAAGUGGACAAGGAGAAGGCGGGCACCCCAGAGGAGAAGCCCAAGGAGAAGGAGAAGGCGAGCGAGGAGGAGGAGAAGUACGACAUCUCCUCCAAGUACCACUACUUGACCGAGAACGACCUGGAAGAGAGCCCCAAAGGGGGCCUCGAUAUCCUCAAGUCCCUGGAGAACACCGUGACAUCCGCCAUCAACAAAGCCCAGAAUGGCACCCCGAGCUGGGGGGGCUACCCCAGCAUCCACGCUGCCUAUCAGCUCCCCAACAUGAUGAAGCUGUCUCUGGGCUCGGCGGGCAAGGGCACGCCCCUGAAACCCAUGUUUGGCAACAGCGAACUCGUGUCCCCCACCAAGAGCCAGAACCUGGUCUCUCCACCCAGCAGCCAGACCUCCCCCAUGCCCAAGACCAACUUCCACGCUAUGGAGGAGCUGGUGAAAAAAGUCACCGAGAAGGUGGCCAAGGUCGAGGAGAAGAUGAAGGAGCCGGAGGGCAAGCUGUCCCCGCCCAAGCGGGCCACGCCUUCUCCCUGCAGCAGCGAGCUCAGCGAGCCUGUCAAGCUGGAGGCAGCCAGCGAUGGGGGCUUCAAGAGCCAGGACAGCAGCAGCCCCAGCCCUCCGCGGGAGGGCACCAAGGAGGGCAGCCCCAGGGCCGAGCCCGUGGAGAACGGCAAGGCCCUGGGGCAGCCCCUGACUGGAGGUCUGAGUGGCAGUACGGCCAUCAUCACGGACCACCCGCCCGAGCAGCCCUUCGUGAACCCACUGAGUGCCCUGCAGUCAGUCAUGAACAUCCACCUGGGCAAGGCCGCCAAGCCCUCGCUGCCUGCGCUAGACCCCAUGAGCAUGCUCUUCAAGAUGAGCAACAGCCUGGCCGAGAAGGCGGCCGUGGCCACCCCACCACCCCUGCAGGCCAAGAAGGUCGACCACCUGGACCGCUAUUUCUACCACGUGAGCAAUGAUCAACCCAUAGACCUGACCAAAGGCAAGGGUGACAAGGGCUGCCCUUUGGGGUCGGUGCUUCUGUCCCCCACGUCCACGGCCCCAGCCACCUCCUCCUCCUCCUCCACGGUUGCCACAACGACGGCCAAGACGGCUGCCGCCGUGGUGUCCUUCAUGUCCAACUCGCCACUGCGCGAGAACGCCUUGUCGGACAUAUCCGACAUGCUCAAGAACUUGACCGAGAGCCACACGUCCAAGUCGUCCACGCCCUCCAGCAUCUCUGAGAAGUCCGACCUCGACGGGGCCACUCUGGAGGAGGCCGAGGAGGCGACGCCAGCGCAGAAGAGGAAGGGCCGCCAGUCCAACUGGAACCCCCAGCACCUGCUCAUCCUCCAGGCCCAGUUUGCCGCCAGCUUGCGACAGACCUCAGAAGGCAAGUACAUCAUGUCCGACCUGAGCCCCCAGGAGCGGAUGCACAUCUCCCGGUUCACGGGUCUCUCCAUGACCACCAUCAGCCACUGGCUGGCCAAUGUGAAAUACCAGCUCCGAAGGACAGGUGGAACAAAGUUCCUCAAGAACCUGGACACAGGCCACCCCGUGUUCUUUUGUAACGACUGUGCGUCCCAAAUCAGGACUCCCUCCACGUACAUCAGCCACCUGGAGUCACACCUGGGCUUCCGGCUCCGGGACUUAUCCAAACUCUCCAGCGAACAGAUUAGCAAUCAGAUAGCACAAACCAAGUCGCCGUCAGAAAAACUGGUGACGUCCUCCCCAGAGGAGGACCUGGGGACCUCCUACCAGUGCAAGCUCUGCAACCGGACCUUUGCCAGUAAACAUGCGGUGAAACUUCACCUUAGCAAAACGCACGGGAAGUCGCCCGAAGACCACCUCCUGUACGUGUCCGAGCUGGAGAAGCAGUAGCGUUUGCUCGGAGGGAAAACUCCUCCAAGGCACCUUAAGGCCCCGCCCCCACC
This is a messenger RNA of Ochotona princeps (American pika), 3337 nucleotides long. RefSeq names its product teashirt zinc finger homeobox 3 (gene TSHZ3). Gene Ontology annotation, molecular function: DNA-binding transcription factor activity, RNA polymerase II-specific; DNA binding. Gene Ontology annotation, biological process: regulation of transcription by RNA polymerase II. Lineage: Eukaryota; Metazoa; Chordata; Mammalia; Lagomorpha; Ochotonidae. The record is from RefSeq and is a predicted model, not a curated record. Gene Ontology annotation, cellular component: nucleus. The transcript is spliced from 2 exons. Bases 18 to 3284 code for a protein of 1088 amino acids.